CCCGUCUUAAGAGAUGGACUCCUUCUCUGGUCUCAGAGCUUCAGACAGCAUUCACAGGCAGUCGCCUCAUCCAAGACAAUAUCAUUAUUGUCCAUGAAGUUCUUCAUCAUUUCAAGAACCACAAACUCGGUAAUAGAAGAGAUAUGAUGCUUAAACUUGAUAUGAAGAAGGCUUAUGACAUGGUUUAUUGGGAAUGUCUUGAGACUCUCAUUAGAAGAUAUGGGUUCGAUGAGAAGUGGUGCAAAUGGGUUAGCAGCUGUAUACGGUCGGUCAGUUUCUCGGUACUAUUCAACGGAGAAGCGUCAGAAAGCUUCUGUCCCUCCAGAGGCAUUAGACAGGGAGAUCCUCUUUCCUCUUUCCCCUUUUCUUUUCAUCUUAAUGUCUAAUGCCCUCACUUUCCUUAUUGACAAAGCAGUGGCAGAAGACCGUAUCAAAGGAAUUAAGCUCAAUAUGAGAUCCCCCUCUCUCACUCACUGUCUUUUCGCUGACGACACAGUUAUCUUUGGGAAAGCCAGCAUCCAAGAGGCGGAAAGAAUUAUGGAGAUUAUCAACGAUUAUGGGUUAAUCACUGACCAGGAAGUCAACAUCAACGAAUCUUCUGUCUUUUUCAGCGCAAAUGUUCCAGCGGAAGAGAAAAAUGACUUCAUCAAUCACAUUGGUUUUUCUCCGUCCAACUGCAAUUCAAAAUACCUUGGAGUCCCAACCUAAUGGGGAAAUUCAAAAAAAGAAACCUUCUAUUUCCUCAUUCAAAGGAUGGAAAAGAUGGGAGAAACUUGGAAGAGCCUGCUUCUUUCACACAGAGGAAAGGAAGUUCUCCUCAAGUCUAUUAUUCAGGCCAUCCCAUCCUUCAUCAUGUGCCUCUUCCUUCUGCCAGUUUCCCUCACCAAGAAAAUAGAUACUCUUCUCAGCAAUUUUUUCUGGUCAAGAUCGAUGGAAAAAAUUUCUUUGCACUGGUGUAAAGGAGAUCCUCUGUACCCCGAAGUCAGAAGGUGGAUUGGGAUUCCAAAGUUUUAGAGACUUCAAUUUGGCACUUCUUGCCAAACAAGCCUGGAGGCUUCUUACCAAUCCUGAGUCGUUGUUCAGCAGGCUGCUUAAAGGAUUGUACUUCUCGAGAGGCAACUUCCUUACGGCAAAAAAGGAAGCAAACCGUCGUGGAUCUGGGCUAGCUUGUGGGAAUCCAAAAAAGUCAUUGAUCUGGGAGCGAUCAGAGUGAUUGGGAUGGGGGAGGAUACACGGAUUGAUCAAGACCCUUGGGUUCCUUUCCUUCAAAAGGCGAGCAUUCAGAGUGGACCCCAAAAUCAUACAAGAGUCAAUACCUGGAUUGAUCUAGGAGAUAGAAUAUGGAAGAAUGACUUAAUCGAGGGACAUGUCUCAUCUUCAGAAAUGGAGUCUAUCUUGAGAAUCCCGAUUGGGGAGGAGGACUCAAAGGAUUUUUGGGCAUGGAGGUUAAAUGAGGAUGGGAAUUUUACCGUCAAGUCGGCAUAUCAUGCGGUCCACAAGUCUACAUCUGCUGCCCAAUCGAUGAGUAGUAUUGAGAUGUGGAAAUGGAUGUGGAAUCUUGACAUUCCCCCUAAUCUCAAGUUCUUUAUAUGGAGAUGUGCUAAAAACGGCCUUGCAACAAAAGAGAGAAUCUUCCAUAGGAAAUGCUCCCCCAACUCUACUUGCUAAGUGUGCCAGUGUCCCGUUGAGUCCCUAUAUCAUUGCCUUUUCUCGUGUCCCCACGCUUGGGAAUCCUAGAACAAUGUAUUCCCAAACCUUCCUCUGCCGGCUCAGUCUUCUUCUUUCCUCUAAUAUUGUUCUCCAUCAAGGAGUCUAUCCAUCCAGGAGCACUUAUUCAUGUUGUUUUCCUCUGUUGGAAUAUUUAGAAGGCUAGAAAUGAAUGUGUUUUCAAGAAUUGGAUCCCUUGGCAUCCGAACGUGAUUUUGCGUACUUAAAAGGAGUUCAUCGAAUGGACAACUUGCCCGAGGAGCCCCCCUAACGAUUCUCCUCCUCAUCAACUCAGGGGAUCCCAUUCACUCACUUCUCCACCUCCAAGCAAUCAUAAUCUGGUGAUUCACUGUGAUGGGUCGUUCUUAAGCGACUCCCAGCCGGCGGCAUAUGGUGUUGUGGUCAUUAACCACCAUGGAAAAUUUUGUGAUGGGAAAGCUGAUACUCUCCUUUGUUCCACCCCGCUCGAAGCAUAAACAAAACUCUGUUGGAAGGUCUAAAAUUAGCUCAAGAAUAUGGCACUGAAUGUGUUGUCCAGUCUGAAUGCCAGGUGUUAGUGAAUGCUCUUGAUCAACAUCCUCGAUGUUGGCCAUGGCGGGGAUCAGCUUGGAUUGGAUCAAUGAUCUCCAUCCUCCGGUCGAAUCCUCAAGUGAAGGUUAAGGCAGUUUCAAGAAAAUUUAAUGUUAGAGCGGAUUGGGUUGCUCGAUCACUUGCUAGAUCUUAUCUCCCAGUUAACUUAAUUAGUAUUCUUGACUUAAUUUCUGAUUUCCUUUGAUAAGUGUAAUUGGUCUCUCGAGUUGAAGUGGAAUAAAAGGAUGAUUUUUAA
Linum trigynum is the source of this 2533-nucleotide messenger RNA. The record is from the annotation of a GenBank genome assembly. Lineage: Eukaryota; Viridiplantae; Streptophyta; Magnoliopsida; Malpighiales; Linaceae.